GACCUGUUAUGCAAAAUCGUUUACAAUAUUCCGGAUAUUACGGUUGUAGCUGGUGUUAUAGUAAGGGAACACAUUGCAACGGUGCAGUGCAUUAUUUAUUAACUGAAAAAGAUCCACCAUUGCGAAGUCACGAAGAAUACAUAAAAGAAGCUUCGAAAGCUGAUAAAAUAAAUAAACAAAGACCUUAUUCUCGAAAAAAAGUGACAGUUCUGGGUGUUAAAAGCAAUUCGGCAUUCAUUGAAGAAACACCGUUAUUUGAUAUUAUUUUCGGCUUUCCCGUAGAAAAACAACAUGGAGUUGAUCUGGGGGUAACGAAACAAUACCUAAUUGAGAAGAUUACUGACACACGAAACAAAAAUUACAGUUUAAAACCAAAUGACCGUAAAAAAAUUGAUGAACGGUUAUCUCGUAUCACACCUUCUCAUGAUAUUCCACGCUUGCCAUUGCCACUGAGUCAACUCGCAGACUGGAAGUCGAGUCAAUGGGCUGCAUGGUCAUUAUAUUAUUGCAUUCCAUGUUUAGACGGAAUACUCAAAGCUGAACAUUUUAAAUCAUUAGCACUGUUUGUCGAAAGCGUUUGGACUUUAUCAAAGACUAAAAUAAGUAAGCUCGAUUUAGAGAUAGCUGAAUACAAUUUGUUAAAAUUUGUUGGUCAAUGGCAAAUAUUAUAUGGUGAAUCAUCAAUGACUUUCAAUGUGCAUUCUUUGCUUCAUUACACUGAUUCCGUAAGAAAAACAGGGCCACUAUGGGCAACCUCAUCGUAUCCAUUUGAAGAUGGAAUCGGUCAAUGUAAAAAACUCGUAAAUGGACCACGAGGUAUAUCUCAUCAAAUUGCAAAAAAAAUGUUGAAAAAUCUAACAUUGCGUUUUCUUAUUCCAAAUAAUACAGAAUCAAAAGAAUGCCAAGAGUAUUGUGAAAGUUUAUUCAAACCUAAAAGCACAGCUAACCAUAGAAAAAUCUCUGAUGACUUAGUGCUGCUUGGCGUAGGUAAAAAAAAUGCAACAGUAGAAAAUGAAAUAAAUAAAUUCUUCAAAAGCUCAGGAGUUACAGUCGAGGUUUACGAGAGGUGUAUUUAUCAAAAUUCCGUGCUUCACGCACAUACUUAUCGAAGAGCAGAAAGAAGAAAUGAUUCUGUUGUUCUGUUUGACACGGGGGUUGUUGUCAAAAUCAAUUGCUUUGUUUUGGUUGGUUGUGAUUGCUACAUUUACGGUCAACAACUGAUGCACGGACCUGCAAAUUUCGAUCAUGGUGUUCGAGUAAAUCAUAUACAUGAAGUUUAUAGUCAUGUUAAUACGAAAAUAGUUGUUGAAAAAAUAACUUCAAUAAAAGAAAAACUUAUGAACUAUUCUGUUAAUGGAAAGAAUUUAAUUACUUUUUUGUCAAAUAAUUUAGAAAAGCAAUAAACACAUGAUAGAUUGAAUUGAAUUUUUUUUUUAUUCUGGUUUAAAAAUCUUUGAACAUCUAUUAAUUCAUAAUUUUUCUGUAUUUAUUUUUAAUUAUAGAAUUUUAUAUACGAAAUCGUUUUCAAGUAAAUUUAUUUAUAUUUUGUUACACGGAUAUUUGUAAGUAUUUAUUUAUUUUAUGUAUGCAGAAUCUUUAUAAAAAGGAUAUGGAUCCACCAUCAGGAGACGACAUGGACAAUAUACUUCAGAUAUCAGCUGACGAAAAAAUAGAAAGCGAUCCUGAAAUACUAGCUGAUAAUGAUGAGGCGCUGGUGUCAAGAAAAGAUAAACAAUAUGAUAACAAUGUUCCUAUGCUCGAAUUCUCUGAGUGUUCAAAGCCUGGAGACCCACUCAAAGAAAAAUCCAAAGCCGAAAAUAAUAAACAUAAUUCGAGAAAAAGAGGAUCUUCUAAGCACAGUGACGAUGAAUACAUCAGUCAUAAACGUAGAAACGUUACAGUCCGAGAUUCAUCUUACUUCAAUUCAUCACCACCAGGCACUAAGGCAACAGAAUCAGAAGAAUGUUCUGAUAGAUCACCGGUUCAUGAAAAGUCGGAUUCUAUACCUCGAAAUGUACAUAGAAGAAAUUUCUAUGCUGAUUACAACAAAAGUAGUGAAAGGAUAAAAUCUCAUAGAUCGAGUGAUCGUAAUAAAUCAGAAUCACGAAAUAAGGAUCGUAGUUCAAUGCACGUUCCAGCAAACACGAACUCCGAUCGAAGAAAAAAAAAUGAGAAUAAAAGCAGUCGAUCAAGAGAAGAGGAUAAAGAGGUUCAAGCUCAAUUUCAAAAGAAAUUGGAAAAACUUGAAAAUACUGUCAAAGCAAUCGAAAAAGAGGUUAUAAAGAUGAAAGAAAUUAUUGAGAAGAAUUUAAAUGCUGAAUCGCUGAAGAUACUGGAAAUUCUAUUGAAAUUUGAGAAUAUAGCCGAAGAAAACAAAACAAAGCCACAACCAUUCUUUGACGGAUCCGGCUUACCAUCGGUUAGUUUUGUAAGACGAAUUCCAGACUCCAACAAUAAAGAGAUACAUAUUGGGCAAGAUAUAUGGAUAGACAAUGGCAGCUGGUGCAAUGUCAGAAAUCGUGCAGGAACUUCAGAAAGUAAAUUCAUAAAAGGUUUGAUGUCCGCAAUUUUCACUCCGGACGAAAUCAUAAACUCCAGUGCUUUAGGUCUAACCUCAAAUCGCGAAAAAGUUCCGGAAAAACGACCUGCAUUGAAUCCUGUAAAAAUAUAGCCUUACUUGGUUUAAACAAAUGCAUAAUGAUGAGAUGACUCUGGCUCAAUGCAGAAUAGAAGCCGAAGAAGUCCUAAAAGAAUAUGUGGGCAGCAAAAUAACAGACUCAAGAAAGCCUUUAAGACCAAAGAAGCUUGCUAAUGGACGAAAGAAAAGAAACGACAUGACGAAGAAAAGAAAAAACAACUGUCUAAAGAAGAAAACAACGUUGGCUACAAAAAACGACGUUUGUCACAGUGAUAGGCGCAGUUACAGCCGCAGUCACAGCCGCAGUCACAGCCGCAGUCACAGCCGCAGUCACAGCCUCAGCCGCAGUCGUAGUCGUAGUCAUAGUCGUAAUCGCAGUCACGGCCGCAAUCACCGUUUCAGCUUCAGUCGUAGUCAUAGUCGUACCCAUAGUCGUAGUCAUAGUCGUGGUCGUGAUCUUAGUCGUAGUGAAAGUCGCAGUCGUAAUGAUAGUCGUAGCCCUGGUCGUUGUCACAGUCAAAAAUGAUUGACUGCUCUAAUUGUGCCCAAGUCGUAAAAAAUAAAAUAAUCUGUCAAUUAAUGAAUUAUACUAGUUUUCGUAUCAUACAGGUCUUUAUUUCAAUAAGCAAGUAAAUGAAACAAAUUUAUUUUGUCAACUGGUAUUUACUUAAUUAAUAAUU
Messenger RNA from Aphidius gifuensis, 3318 nucleotides. RefSeq lists its product as uncharacterized. Bases 1586 to 2671 code for a protein of 361 amino acids. The transcript is spliced from 8 exons. Lineage: Eukaryota; Metazoa; Arthropoda; Insecta; Hymenoptera; Braconidae. The record is from RefSeq and is a predicted model, not a curated record.